Molecule: messenger RNA, 4102 nt
Organism: Oenanthe melanoleuca
Lineage: Eukaryota; Metazoa; Chordata; Aves; Passeriformes; Muscicapidae
Gene: PPP4R4
Product: protein phosphatase 4 regulatory subunit 4
Exons: 25
Coding region: 409-3012 (867 amino acids)
Cellular component (GO): cytosol; protein serine/threonine phosphatase complex
Molecular function (GO): protein phosphatase regulator activity
Source: RefSeq, a predicted model, not a curated record
CCGCGGCGGGGCUGCUCCGCUCCGCUCCGCUCCGCGCCCUGCCCCGCCCUGCUCCCCUGCCCCGCCGGCGAGCGGCGAGCCCGCGGCCGCGGCUCCGCCCUGCCCUUCUGGCGGUCCCCGCGCCCUCGCUGCGGACGGGGGUGGCCAGCGACGAGGGCAAACUUGGCCGGGAGCUCCCGUCCGCCGAGGCAGCAGCGGGCUCAGGGGCUGCGGCCGCCGGCCCCGCCGCCUGCCCGGCCGGCGGAGCGCACAAAGUUUGCCGGCAGGAGGCCGGGCCGGGCCGGCCGGCGGGCGCUGGGCCGGCGGGCGCUGCCGCAGUGUGCGCGCCGAGCCGGCUCCGCUCCCGCCGCCCUCGCUGCGAUGUGAGCCGCGGGUUCGGCGUCGGCUGCCGAAGGCUCUAGUUGUUACAUGCGCCCGGUAAUCCGCAAAAUGGAUUUUAGUCAUAGCAGUCUUUUUGGAUACAUAGAAGACCUGCAGGAACUAACUAUUAUAGAGCGGCCAGUACGCAGGAGCCUGAAGACGCCAGAAGAAAUAGAAAGAUUGACAGUUGAUGAAGAACUCAGUGAUAUUGAAAGGGCUGUUUAUCUACUCAGUUCUGGUCAGGAUGUCCAAGGAACAAGUGUGGUGGCAAAUCUUCCAGUCCUUAUGCGACAGAAUCCUGCAGAAACACUUCGUCGGGUUUUACCAAAAAUCAGAGAGGUUCUGCAUGUUGCAGGAGUGGAAAUGCAGUUAACAGCUGCUGUUUCUUUUUUGACUGUUCUGCAAGAGGAGUCGGUGUCCAUUCAUACGUACUCCCACUCCUUCCUACACAUCAUUCUCCAGAACCUGGAACACAGAGAUGCAGGUGUCAGCAAUGCAUGGUUAGAAACUCUUCUUGCUGUAAUAGAAGCUUUACCAAAAGAGACUGUCAGACAUGAGAUCCUGAAUCCACUUGUUUCUAAAGCACAGCUUUCUCAAACACUUCAGUCCCGCUUAGUUAGUUGUAAAAUCAUGGGAAAAGUAGCUAACAAAUUUGAAGCUCAUAUUAUCAAAAGAGAGGUUCUUCCAUUGGUAAAAUCACUGUGCCAGGAUGUGGAAUAUGAAGUUAGAACUUGCAUGUGUCGGCAGCUGGAACACGUAGCUCGAGGAAUAGGGACAGAACUAACAAAAACUGUGGUGCUUCCUGAGUUAGUGGAACUGGCAAGAGAUGAGGGCAGCAGUGUACGCCUGGCAGCUUUUGAGACCUUAGUGAAUCUGCUUGAUAUGUUUGAUGCAGAUGAUCGGAGUCAAACUGUUCUCCCGUUAGUGAAAUCGUUCUGUGAAAAAUCAUUCAAAGCAGAUGAAUCUAUCCUAGUUUCUUUAUCUUUCCAUUUAGGGAAACUGUGUAAUGGAUUAUAUGGCAUUUUUACUCCUGAACAGCACUUGCGGUUUUUGGAAUUUUAUAAGAAGCUUUCCACACUGGGUUUACAGCAGGAAAAUGGGCACAAUGAUAAUCAACUACAUCUGCAAACUCUGGAACAGGAAAAGAAGUAUAUUUCAGUGAGGAAGAACUGUGCUUACAAUUUUCCAGCCAUGAUUGUUUUUGUGGAUCCAAAGAACUUCCAUUUAGAACUUUAUUCUAUAUUCUUCUGCCUUUGCCAUGACCCUGAAGUUCCUGUCAGGUAUACCAUGGCCAUAAGCUUCUUAGAAGUUGCUAAGCUUUUAAAUUCUGAUGUGUAUACAAUACAUAAAGAACUGGUUACGCUAUUACAGGAUGAGUCACUGGAGGUGUUAGAUGCCCUAGUAGGUCACCUUCCUGAAAUCCUUGAACUAAUGACUAAUGGAGGAGAAAACAAUGGAUCAGAAAGCAAGUUACUCUCUAUUCCUGACUUGAUUCCUGCAUUAACAACAGCAGAACAGAGAGCAGCAACUUCUUUAAAAUGGAGAACACAUGAGAAGUUACUACAAAAAUAUGCAUGUCUCCCUCAUAUCAUAUCAAGUGAUCAGAUCUAUUACCGUUUUCUUCACAGGAUGUUGACAAUCAUUUUGACAAAUAAUGUCCUGCCAGUCCAAAAAGCAGCUGCUCGGACUCUGUGCGUUUAUUUGCGCUACAAUCGCAAACAGGAGCAGAGACAUGAGGUCAUUCAGAAGCUGAUUGAACAACUGGGCCAAGGAAAAAGUUACUGGAACAGACUUCGUUUUUUAGAUACUUGUGAAUUCAUUAUGGAACUGUUUUCAAAAUCAUUCUUCUGUAAAUACUUCUUUUUACCUGUGCUUGAACUUACGCAUGACCCAGUGGCAAAUGUCAGAAUGAAGCUAUGCUGUUUGUUGCCAAAAGUCAAAUCUACUCUGAAGAUUCCCACUGAUAAACAUUUACUUCAGCAGUUGGAAUUAUGUAUAAGGAAGCUUCUGUGUCAAGAGAAAGACAAAGAUGUCCUGAGUAUUGUGAAAAGAACGGUGUUAGAAUUGGACAGAAUGGAGAUCUCUGUAGAUGCUUUUCAGAAAAGGUUUUAUGAAAGUGAUUUAUUGGAUCAAGAAAGAGAGAGACAAGAACAUCUCCUUUUGGAAAUGGAACAAUUAGAAAAAGAGAAGCAGAAAAAUGAAGGAAGAUCAACAAAUAUUAAUGAUAAAAUGUUUGAAAAGAAGCGUAGAGACAGUAAAACAUCAUCAGUGUUGGCAAAAAGUAUCAAUCUCUCUUUUUCUGGAAGCUCUUCUGGUACAUCAGCAGGCAAAGAAGAAAAAAAAUCCAAGCUGGUUCGAAGCCAAUCUUUCAGUACUCAAGUACUGCAUCCAAAAUACAGCAACAUAGACAAGUGUCCUAAUAAAAGUUCUGCUACAGGAUAUACAUCUUCAGUAUCAGGAAUGGGAAAGAGUUGUAUGUUAUCCUUUUGUGAUGAUUCCUUCCGUUCCCAUUCUGCUGGCAAUAGUGGGAAUGCUGCCUUCCCUUCUAGCUCUUCUUGCAGCCUCUUUAACUCAGCUGACCAAAAGAACAAUGGGAAUAAGGAGAGUCACACCCGAAGGAUGAGCAUAAAAAACAGAAAAUCAAACUCCUAGAUCAUCUGACAGAAAAAAUGAGGGAACCAGAGACUGGAGGAAGCAACAUUCUGGUGGGAUAAGGUGGAGCAGCAGAUGGGACUCUCUAAUGCCUGGACUGAAUAAAAUGCAUCCUGCAAUGUUAAAAAUUUAAAAUAAAUACUUAAAAUGCAAUUUAAAGCUGUAAAAUAUGUUCUGAUAAACAAUGUAAUGGUUGCAGAAUUGUUGCAGAAUUCUAACACUGUAGUGAAAUGAUAUGAAAUAUAUCUUCAGCUAUGUGCUCUUAACUGCUGCAGCUAAGGAGAAGAUUUUGUUUUCUUCAGUUAUGCCUUUGUAGCUUGAAGUCUUGGAUUUAGAAUGCAUAUACCCAUUAUUUAAUUGGCUUAUUUACAAUCUUAGCAGCUCUUAGUUCCUGUAUUUUAAGCAAGAAAUAGAAGGAAUUGUUAUGAAUAUUAAAAAGUAAUCCCACAUUUUAAAGAAUCUGCAAACCUAAUUUAAGACCAAAGUCCAGAACCAUUGAUCAGUCUAUAUAAAAACAUAGACUUUUGAAGCAUUGUGCUGUGAAUUUGGAAUUAAUGUUUUUACAAGUACUAAGUUCAUAAAAAUUCUGUGUAAGUUUCAAAGCAAUCUAAAAGAAAAUGUCUCUAAAUGAUGUAAAAAAAAGUUUUAUUCCGUAAGCUUUGUUGUAUAAAUACUUGUUUUAAUUUUAGUAUUUCAAAUUGUAUUUUCACUUUAAUAAUUUAUAAUAAUGAAUCUAGUUUUUAAUCAGCUGCUAUGGCAAGCUGUCAUGGUUCAGUGAUGUCAUCUGCAUUUGUUUGUAUUAAUGCUAAUGUUUCUAUCAAAAUUUAUGUGGAAAAACAUGCCAUCAUAUUUUGAAAAGUUCUAUUUAUGCCAAUACUUGGAGAGAGAUAUUAUGAAGCUAUUGUCAGCUUCUCUUUCAAAAUGGAAGCAGCAUAAAUAUAUUGGUAUCAGAAAUAUAUGGUUUUUAAAAUUUAUUGAUGUAUGAUAAAGAUGAUCUGGUCUGUGUAUGCAUAUGUGUGUGUGGUUACUUUUUAUAAUGUUAAAACAUGAAUGAUGAUUUACUCAAAAUAAAACAUAGGACAAUGCUGUA